CGAAAAGAGCUUGGUAGUGCGGCCGUGUGGCUCGUCUAAUAGUGAAAGUCCAUUGGUGGUAAUGUUAUGGACAAAAACAAACCAUCUGAAAAGAAAUUAGAUAAUGAGAAAUGUAAAAAACCUAGUCCUGGAGAUUUCCCCAUCUAUAGUCGUGUCAAUAAAAAAUCAAAGCGACUGAAAUCACAAAUUUCUGAUCCUUCUGCUCAGAAGUCUACUCAAUAUCCACAAUCUGAUAAGGAUUUGACAUACAUACAACCAUAUUUCCCCUCUCACAUUCCCAAGAGUGAUAGCACUGGAAGCUUUUUUUGCAACAAUACUCCUGAAUCUUCUGAGGUUGCACCAGCACAAGCUCUUUUGCACUCUUCCAGUCAAAUAUUCAAUUCUUCAGAACCAUCAGAAUGUAAACAAUAUUCUGACAUUAAAGGAUGCAAGAGUAAACUUAAACCAGCUUCCUGCAUUGGUAUCAAGGAAAGUGCCAGAAGUUCUGAGCAACCCAUUUAUGCUGUGUUGAAACCUGAGAAACAAAUUUUAAAAGAAACUUAUAGUGAUCUUUCCAGCUGCAGUCCAAGAUCUGAUGGAAAAUGUCAGAAAGCUGGUGAUUCGGCUUCCUGUAUUGCCAUUGAUGAUGAUGAUACUCCCCCACCCCCUCCUGUAAGGCACAGUAGUAUUGUGUGUAGUAAAAUAUAUCAGAAGAUAACAAGUAACUGGAAAUUUGAUUAUCUUAAGCCACCCAUCCAAGCAAUUGAAAACCUUAAGUGUGAGAUCAACAAUUCUUCUGGAUCUGAUGGUAGGAAACUGAAGGCAAAUAAUCAUUUCCAGUUGAAGUCUGAUGCUGGUAUUGUUCCAUCAGCUGAUUGUGACACUGAAGAUGAGCCUCCAGUUCCUCCAAAGCGCUAUAGUAGCAUAGCUACCAGGGACCAAAGUUUUCAUGAAGUUAGCCAAAAAGUUACAGAAAAAGAGGACAAAUCUACUAUCCAACAGCCAACAAUCUCUAGUCAAAAUGAAUUUUCUACUGAAGAACCAAUUGUGAAUAUAAAAGACUUCAAUAAAACUACAUGUGCCAGUGCCUGCUUAGACAGCAGUAGUAGUGAGAUUUCUCCUAUUACACACAAUAAAAAUAAUAAGCUUGACAAAGACUGUACUAUAGCUAACAAUAAAGUAAACUGUACAGACAAUAGAUCUAGUCAUGUUGACUAUGAUUUACAUAUAAGCCAAAGUGCUGAUAUUUAUGACAUAUCUGUGAGGCCCAAAAUAAGCUACUGUGAUUUAGUAAAUAGCAUCUCAAGCAGUGGCACAAAUGCUGACACCGAUUGGGAGAGCAGCAUUCCAAGUGACUCUGAGGCUGCUUUUGACUGUCAUGACCCUUCUCUGGAACAAGAACUAGACAUAAAUGUCAUUGUCAAAACUGAACUCUCAGUUAGACCGAAAAUUAGAAAAAGAACUAAUAUUUCAAGGAAUAAAUCAAAGCUUCUAAAGCCUGGUAUCAGUUGUCUAGAUAACAGUUAUUCUGAUGAUAGUCUUGGUUUUCCUGAAAAAGUUCAUCAUGACAUGACAUUGAAUUACAUCCCUUUAUGUGAUGAGUCAAUCUUCUUGAGUUCUUCUCCAUUGUUUACAUCAAAUCCGCUAGUGGAACACAUUUAUCCAAGCAUCAGAUCUCCAUCUUAUUCUCUAAUAAAGCCUUCAGCAGAUUCUUCCUUGAACUCUUCUCUGCUGGACUGUCACUCAUCCAAGUCCUCACCUGUGCAUCAGGCUGUUGAUUUGGAACAAGUGUGCCAUGGAAUAUCAGGGAAGGAAUUGAAUAAGUUCAAGAUCAGUGGUGAUUUACUACUACCAACUGCUGGAUUUUCAUCUCACUUGGAUGCUGGUGAUCAAAUUUCUUCUUCCUUGUCAAGAGUCAAGAGAGCAUUGACUAGCCAGUUGUCAAGCCCAACUCCAGGAAGCCAAUUCAAAGAUCAACUCAACAGCAAGACCUUCACUGACAAGGGGUGUCACAGGGCUGGCUUCUUAGCUGCAUCCUGGGUCUGCAACUCCUGCCAGUUCAGGAACGUACACCACGCACCUGACUGUCUCAUCUGCGACGCAAGUUGCAGCACCUCAAGCCCGUCUGUUGUCCUCUUGCCGCGCAAUGCGCUCAGUCCAGCCAACUUGAAGAGUUAUAAGUAUUGGCCCAGUGACACUGACAAGCCUUUGCUGCGCCACCAAACUGCUACUGAUUUGCAAAUAACAAAAUUAGAGAAUAGAAUCCACUCUCAAAACCCUGAUAUUUUGAGUAGAGAUUUAGAACGCCGGCGUGAGAGGCCAUGUGUCAGUUCAGAAGAAGAGGAUGUGGAGCAACUGUUAACACCUCCACCAACAGUUAUUGUUCAUGACAUCUCGCGCUUGAGCUGGAAGUGCAAGAAGUGUCGGCACUAUAACUCACGACACAGUGCUAGGUGCUCCUCAUGUGUGAAAUUUCCUUGUAGCAUUCAAAACGAUGGUAAUGCUGACAUGGAGCUGAACAAAAAUAGACCAACAAAUCUUAAUAAUUUAAAUAGCAGUGGCUUAGAAACUUGUAGCUUAGGUGCUAGUGCAAAGAAUGGCUUGGAUAAUGCCAUGCCACCUGUGGAGGAGGUGGAGCGGCCUCUCAUGGUCGAAAACAACCUUUAUUUCCUGGGCAAAGACAACAGAGUGACUGCUAUUGAUUCUUUAGGCAAUGUCUCAUCAUCACGUCUUGAUGACAAUGCCAAGAACACUGAAGCGCGGUCUCCUGCCCGCGAGAUAUCAAGUAUUAAAAAUUUAAAUGAAGUGGAGGACCAGAAAAAAUCCAAGCGAGAAAAAUCCCUUAAAACUUUUGGUUGGCAAUGUGAUUGGUGCUCUUUCAAUAAUUUGCAUUCGACUAAUACGUGUUCUGCGUGUUCUAUAUCCAGAAAGCCUGCACAAUCUGACAACACACCUCCCAGAAAAAUAAAAAGUCACGCCAAGUCCUCCAGUUCCAAAGUCAACGUGUCUAGAGAUGUACCCUUAAUAGAUUUGAGAAGCCCUCUCAGAGAGAAGGACUCCAGCUGUGAUGAUGACACUUUGGCUCUCAAGCAAAUGUGGACUUGUGCAAAAUGUUCAUACACCUAUAAUCCUAAGUGGUCAAAGUUCUGUGAUAUGUGUAAUAGUUUUAAGAAUAACGUCAAUGACAGGACUCGAGAAGUACUGGAGCAGAAUUUAGAUGAUGACUUUCAAAUUCUCCCUGCAAAUUUAGGCCAGUCAAUGCCUAACUAUUCGCCUGAUCAGCCGUGGAGUUGCGUCAAGUGCACAUUGCUUAACUCAGGCUCAUCAAAUGCAUGCAAAGCGUGCGAUGGCUCGCGUCUUAAGAGCCUCAGUCAUUUGGAUGAACAGACACUCAAGCGAGGUGAGUUCUGGACCUGCGUUGUCUGCACUCUUAAGAACGCGCUCUCCUCGAGACGUUGUAAAGCUUGCAAGGCUCGUGUUGACGGUUCAAUCGGAACAAGAGACAAAAUGGAGGGCAGUGGGGAGAUUUCAGGUGCAAGCGUGGCUGCAGUUUGCAUCAUACCUGACACUGAUCAACCACAGCCAUAUCCCAAACGCGAAAAAUCAGCUAGUAUUCUAAGGAGCAGUCAAUCUUUCGAUGAUGUUGGAAGCGAUGCUCAGCGAAGGCGUGACCAGGUAGGAGGUGGGAAUAACCGUGACGUUCCUCACUCACGCAUUGCUGGUGCUGAACUUACUAAAUCCUCGUCUUGUUCCGAAAAUCUUUCAUUGGGGCGCAACAAAGUCGCUGAACAUCAAGCCAUGGACACCUCGUCUUCAACUGAAGUGUGCCGAGUAGAGCGGCCCAGACGCCUGCCUGAGGUGCCCCACAAGCGCGGGUCUUGGACGUGCUCCGCGUGCACGUACCUGAACAGCAGCAGCGCUGUGUCCUGCGCCAUGUGCGGCUCUUCUCCCACGCUCGACGACAUCGUGGCCAACGUUUCUAGACCAGGCAGCAGUGCAAGCAGCACCGCAGGAAGCGGCGGCAGCAGCUACUCGGAGCUGGUGGAGGUCUUGCGAGAGAUGGAGGAGCAUGAGGCACUCGUGUCUUGGAAAAGGAUCGUUCAGUACUGUAGGAAGCACAAGCAUCCCUUCGUGGAUGACUCCUUCCCACCCAUCGCUCGGUCCUUGUAUUAUAGCAAUGGAGGUGGAGGUAUGGCCGCAGAUAAUAGGGUCACCCAAUGGCUACGACCGCAUCAGAUUCUCACUGAAGACGACGCAAGCAUUGGCCACAAGCCUUGGGUCGUCUUUCGAACGCCACUUCCUUCUGAUAUUUCCCAAGGUGUGCUUGGUAACUGCUGGUUGCUUAGUGCUUUAUCUGUGCUCGCAGAACGUGAUGAUCUCGUGCGCAAGAUUAUGGUUACCAAAGAGCUGUGCCCAGAGGGCGUCUAUCAAAUCCGACUGUGUCGUAGUGGACGGUGGGUGACGGUGCUUGUUGAUGACCUGCUACCGUGUGACUCGCGUCGACACCUCGUGUACUCGCAAACACAGCGUCGUCAAUUGUGGGUGCCUCUAAUAGAGAAAGCUGUGGCGAAGGUGCAUGGUUGUUAUGAAGCGCUUGUCUCAGGCCGAAGUAUUGAAGGGCUUGCUACCCUUACUGGCGCUCCGUGUGAAAGCAUCCCGCUUCAACCUUCAUCAUCGCCUCAAGAAGAAGCGGUCGACAGCGAGCUUAUCUGGGCGCAGCUUUUGAGCUCACGCACUGCAGGCUUUUUAAUGGGAGCUUCGUGCGGAGGUGGUAACAUGAGAGUUGUAGAAGAAGAAUAUAAGAGCGUUGGACUGCGUCCCAGACAUGCGUACUCAGUGCUGGACGUGCAGGACGUUGAUGGCUUCCGUCUUCUGCGACUACGCAAUCCGUGGGGGCAUUACUCGUGGCGUGGCGACUGGAGCGACCACAGUGACAAGUGGACGCCAGCUCUCAGGACAAGACUUCUGCCCAAUGGAGGCCAGGAGGGAAUCUUCUGGAUUGCUUUCAACGAUGUCUUGAAGUACUUUGACUGCAUUGACAUUUGCAAGGUUGUGAGUGGGUGGUGCGAGCUGCGUCUGGUUGGCAGUUUGCCGCCGUGUGUGGACACCUCAGUGCUCUGCCCCACGCUCCUUACCGUGCUGGAUCACACUGAAGUCGAGUUCUCACUCUUCCAAGACGGACACAGAAACUCGGGCUCGGCGUCUCGGUCGCUCCUUGACCUGUGCAUCGUGGUGUUCCGUGCCGGGGAGGUGAGCGGGGGUUCAGCAGGACCACCGGUGCUGGGUGCUGUGGUGCAUCACUCACGUCGUCAGGUGCGAGGCUUCGUGGGCUGCAGUGCCAUGAUGGAGCCUGGGCGAUACUACGUCCUCUGUCUCGCCUUCAACCACUGGCAUACCAGCUACGCCAGUGCCGAGUCGUAUCCUGGCUACGUGCUGGCACUGCACACGAGCAAGCGCGUGGCUGUGGAGCAGACGAGAAUUACGAGCCCCUUCCUCCUGGCCGACGCUCUCAUACACCUCGGGCUGGCCAGGGGGCAGCGACACGAGGGCCGUGAGGGCAUGACGGUCUACUACCUCACAAAGGGAUGGGCCGGGCUCGUGGUGGUUGUGGAGAACCGCCACCCCGACAUGUGCAUUCUCGUCAUAUGUGACUGCCAUGAGAGCUACAACGUCGUCUCCACGCGUGCCGAGCUGCGCACCGUGGAUUCGGUGCCACCAUUACACAGGCAAGUGAUCAUCGUGCUGACGCAGCUGGAGAGCGGCGGUGGCUUCAGCAUCGCUCACCGCCUCACGCAUCGCCCGUCACAUUCACCUGGCCUGCAUGACUGGGGGCCGCCCCACACCAACCAUCAUCCCGCCAUAGAUGGCAACGUCUAUGGGCUGCAUGCUCCUAGACCUAUCUAGACCUAAGCGAGAAUCUACAAUAUGUGAUCUGCAUGCUUCUAGACCCUUUUUAAACCUGAUGUCUUUAAUUAAUACUCUCCUGAAUAUCGAGAUCUACGACCCUCCCUUAACUCAUGACCAUUACAAAUGUCAUGACCUCAUGCGGCCAGCCUUUUUACUUUGGAUUUACUAUGUUCUUCGUUAUAAUACUGAAUAUUCAUCAUAUUUCCACUGUAUUUUUUGUGUCCCAAAGCUCUUCAUCUCAACCCAUUUUAAACUGUUUUUUUAUAUAUAUGGCUAAUUUUAAGAGCAUAACCUAUUUUGAAUGAAAUUGUUUAUUAUUCCAGUUAAAAAUUUGAUGUAGACGCUUCUUAUACUUUUCCAAAAGUAGGAUCGUGUGUUCCUUGCUAGUUCGAGUUGAGAAUGACGGUUCACGGGUUUAAUUCGUUGGUAAUUUGAUGUGUGUUUUCUUUGCUCCCUAGAUUAUUUUUAACUUUAGAGUAGGCACACAGUUUCUAAUGAAAAAAAAUGUAAAUAGGAUCAUUUUUCUGUGUUUGAUCGAAGACAGUAUAGGUACGUAACUCAACCAUUUAAUUUUGUUCAUCUUAUUCUUACUAUUUCAUUCCAUGAAAUUUCACCUAUUGGGCAUAUUUUACUGUAGGAAUCCGCCUUCUUCUGGUGGCCAAAUUAUACUAUCUAUUCCGGACUUGUAUGAUGUAUGCGUGUUCGUUAGGCCCUCUAAUUUACACAUUUUUUAUGGGUAUUAUUUUUACCGGUGCAAGUGUUGAUUCUUGUCGGUGCCCUUGCAGCAGCCACCACGAGUGUUGCGUUCUACGGGACGACUGCUAAGAGAUUGUUAAUAAAAAGGCAUUCACGGCGACGGAUUUUGUCCUGGUAUUCUUGUAGUGUUACGGUCAUCAAUUAGAUUAGAUUGACCACGAUUAGGUGUUGUAGAUUGAUAUUUAUUUUGUAAUGUAUCACUUUUUACUUGAAAAUAUUUGAAUAGGCACCCAAGUUGAGUACCGUAGCUCUUACAAGAAUCGAUAUCUUAUUCCCUCUCCGAGUGUAAGCUAUAAUUUUGUAGGUAUAUAACUCGCGGAUACCAUAAGUAAAAAUAGUUAACCCUUCCCCAUUGGAAAUUAUAUUUAUUGUCUAUGUUUAUGUAUUAAAAUUGUAGUUACCUACGUUCUAAAACGGUCGUAGAUUUAUUUAAUGUUGAUGUCUCAUUAUAAUUAUCAUUGUUUUUCACAUUACUUGGGCUGCUCUGUUCCAUGUCUGAAUGUCGUUCAUUAUGGGUCUCAAUGUUUUAUUUUCGUUCACAGGUAUUCACUGUGUGUUAUUACUCUGUGUGGGCUAACUGUAUGUGUAACAUUGAAAACCUUUUGUGAUACUAACUUCCCUUAGCAAUAAACCUGUUAAGCGCGUUACGAUGUUUAGUAGACUCGUAGCUAAGAAAUAUCUUCCGUUGUAUCCGAUAUACAUAGUGCGUAGUUGUUGUCAUUAUUCGUGAUUAUUAUCAUGUGGUUAUCCUAAGUUAGCUUACUUGUUUAAGUUGGCAAAAUUAUUUCCACUAAACGCCAGCACAAAAAAAAAACUUUCUUUAUGCACAUGUUGGGGUGGUAUACAUCAGACAUCUGGAGUUUCAUGAUUGGUGACGGAGGUUGAUGAUGCAGUCCUUUGGCUUUGUUCCAUACCUCGAGACAAUGAAAUUCCUCUUGAUUAUUGUAUUUGAAUUUAGAUUACUGAUAAACUUGGAAUGCAUGUUGGUCGAUUAUUCUCAAAGAGGCGUGUUUCAUGACUGAAGUACAGACAUUCAAGUCCGUUAUUGAUGAGUGAAUUAGAACAGCGUUUUUAUAGCUUACUGCGCUCAGGCGAUAAUUCGAGAUUUGAAGUGGUUGCCUUCUAACCUUUAUUUCCGCAUAUAGCUAUUUUACCUGUGCACCUGGCAGCUUUUGGCCCCCUUAAGGAAGUGUAGAUAUCUGUUACUAUCCUAUGGGCCGUGUACAAAUAGCCCUGUAAUUAUUUAUAGCGAUUACUUUCUAUUGAUACGGAUCACACUAGUCCUUUUAUUUCAGCACUUGAAGGUGCUUAUGUUUUUUUGAAGUAUUGCUCAUGUAAAAUUAAUAUUUCUGUAUUUAUUUACUUAUUGCUCAUAUUGUCGUAACGUACAAGUUUCUUCAUUGAACAUUUCCUGUUUUAUUUGUUACUCAAUUGCUCGGCCUGUUGAUGAAAAUCAUCGACCGUGGGGCCGUUCAUUCGGUUUGAACUUGAAGCGACACUGUACAUUAGAUAACUUAUUUAUCCGGCCAACGACCAGGGGCCGUAUAAUCAAAACUAUCUUGAGUACACGUUGCGGCCUACGUACACGUAACGGCCUAAUACACGUAGCGGCUUGGGUACAUGUAGCGGUUGAUUUUCUCGUCUGUGAUUGGUGUGUUUAACUUAGAAGGCAUCAGUGAUUGGUUGCCGCAGUUACGAACUCGUAACUAUUUUGAUAAUACGGCCUCUGAUCGUGGCGAGUGACUCGCCUCUGCAAACGGCGCGUCUCUUCACACGUUGUUCAUUCCACAGUGCACAAGUCAUUCCUUCAACUCAUAAAAUUGAAUUUAGAAUCGUUAGCACGUAUGUGAACUACAUUGUGAAGUAGCUAUCGUAAUGUUAUGUUUUUGUGGUACCAUUGAUUUCUAAUAAUUUACACUUAAUGAUCGAUAUAACUUGGCUGAUUUCGUUCAUAAGAAAUGUCAUGAUUGCACAAUGAAACUUUUUUGGAUCAAUUAUUUAAUGGAAAUGUGCGCGACGGAGGCGUUAUUGUAUGAAACACAUUAGACGACAGCCAAACUACAUGUACAUGCUAACCUGAUAAAUAGUUUUUCCUUAACUUUUUGUCAGUGAAUAGCUCUCCAACCGAUCAGAAAACGACACCUAGACCAGUUAUAAGCGUCACUUUUUAAUGUAUUUUCAAUAUUGAUGAUGAACUUAGUAUCAACUUUAGAAUGAAUCAUACGCUAGUGCGCCUGCUCCUGCGCUAGAAAGUUGUUCAGACUAGCGUCAUAUUCUUCACAGUUGGUGCGUAUUUUAUAUAAUUAAGUGUGCAUUAUAUGGAUGUAUAAAAAUAUACUUGUACUCGUAUAAAUGCGGUUUGUAUGAGGAAGAGGUCCAGUUUGCGCUCGCCUCCAGAUAUGUCACUCCUAAAUACCUUGAAUUUAUUUAGGCCUUGGAAAGUGACUAGUGAAUUCAUGUCAGCUUUGAUUCCUUCAAUAAGAAUUGAAGAAACGUUAUUUCUAGUUAUACGUCGAACGAUUUUGAGGUGUCGGUAUAUUAAGUUAUCAUGUGUUACCUAAUGUUUAUGCUUAGUUUUUCCAGCUCGAUCGUUUUUGAAAAUUUAUUUUGAUUGCUAUGAUUGGUGUACGUAUAUUAAGUGACAUGUCUUGUUUGUGUAGUCGAUGUUUAAUAAAUGUGAUGCCUAAA
Messenger RNA from Hyalella azteca, 9330 nucleotides. RefSeq lists its product as uncharacterized. Gene Ontology annotation, molecular function: calcium-dependent cysteine-type endopeptidase activity. The coding region runs from base 67 to 5883 and encodes 1938 amino acids. Gene Ontology annotation, cellular component: cytoplasm. Lineage: Eukaryota; Metazoa; Arthropoda; Malacostraca; Amphipoda; Hyalellidae. The transcript has 9 exons. Gene Ontology annotation, biological process: proteolysis. The record is from RefSeq and is a predicted model, not a curated record.